CUCCGCCUGCCGCUCGGGCUGCGGCUUCUCCCGGCGGCUGCUCCCCGCUGUCUCCGCGCCGUCUCCGCCGCUGGGCCGGGGGGGGGGGGGACGCCGGCGCGACCCGCGGACCGGCUACCGGCGUGCGAGCCUCCGCGUCCAGCCCGGCCUCCGAGGCCGGGGACUCGAGACAGAAUCCAGCGUCCACGCCCCUCGCCCUUGGUCCCGGCGGGCGGGCGAGCGGCGCUCUGGCCCUUCCCGGGCGGCGCCGCCACCAGCGCCCGCGCCCAGAGGCAGACUUGGAAACAAAUUGAAGUCACUUUUUACAGCGAGAAGACUAUUAGGAAGACAGCAUGGGAACUCCUGGUUCUGGACGGAAAAGGACGCCUGUGAAAGAUCGUUUUUCUGCAGAGGAUGAAGCGUUAAGUAACAUUGCCAGAGAGGCAGAGGCAAGGCUGGCAGCCAAACGGGCUGCACGGGCAGAAGCAAGAGAUAUUCGCAUGAGAGAACUAGAACGGCAACAGAAAGAGCACUCUCAUCAUUCCUAUGAUCGGAAAUGGGGACAGAUUCAGAAGUGGCUGGAAGAUUCAGAAAGGGCCAGGUAUUCCCACCGGUCCAGUCAUCAUCAUCGUCCCAGCCUGGGAGUUGAGGAUACGUUUUCCAUUCGAAGUCUUGGCAGUCACCGGAAUCCAUCAAAGGACAUGACUGAGACAUACUGGAGCAGAGCCAGUACCCCCAAAAGGAAAGAUGUCAUGUAUGAUACACUCAAGGAUAGAUCAUCAAGACGUUCAUCAUUAAAUCACUCUCUGAGUCACUCUUACGGAACAAAGAAGAGAUCUUCUGGUUCCUAUAAAGACCCACUGAGUGGCCUCUACUUUGACCAGAGAAACUAUAGCAGUCUUAGACAUAGCAAACCUACUUCUGCCUACUACACUCGGUCUUCUUCCCUGUACAGUGACCCACAGGCAACUUCUAAGAGUAACAGGACCUUUCUUACUACAGAUUCUGGUCUGCUGAGAAGUGCCAGUCUGGUAUCACUGAAUGAUGGUGGAUUGUAUAGCCCUUAUAAUUCUCGAACUCCAUCUGAAUACAGUUACUGUUCAUCAAGAACAAGUUCAGCACGAAGCAGUCCUGUGUUUACCGAUGAUGACAAUGCAAGCGUCGUAUCUUCUGGCCGUGCCAGUCGUGGGCGAAGGGAUAGUGUGGUUUCUGCUGCUGAUUAUUUUAGUCGCUCCAAUCGUAGGGGAAGUCUUGUCUCUGAGGUGGAUGAUGUCAGCAUCCCAGAUUUGACCAGCUUGGAUGAAAAAUCUGACAAACAGUAUGCAGAAAACUACACAAGGCCUUCAUCUCGAAAUUCUGCCUCAGCAACUACUCCUCUAAGUGGAAACUCUUCGAGAAGGGGGAGCGGUGACACCAGCAGCUUAAUUGAUCCCGAUACUUCAUUAAGCGAAUUGCGGGAUAUCUAUGACCUUAAGGACCAGAUUCAGGAUGUAGAAGGGAGAUACAUGCAGGGGCUUAAAGAACUAAAGGAGUCUUUGUCUGAAGUGGAAGAAAAAUACAAGAAAGCCAUGGUUUCCAAUGCACAAUUAGACAAUGAGAAGAACAAUUUGAUCUACCAGGUAGACACUCUCAAGGAUGUUAUUGAAGAGCAGGAGGAACAGAUGGCAGAAUUUUAUAGAGAAAAUGAAGAAAAAUCAAAGGAGCUAGAAAGGCAGAAACACAUGUGCAGUGUGCUACAGCAUAAGAUGGAUGAACUUAAAGAAGGCCUGCGACAAAGAGAUGAGCUCAUUGAGGACAAGCAGCACAUGCAGCAGAAAAUAGACAGCUUGACAAAAGAGGUGUUUGACCUUCAGGAGACACUUCUUUGGAAAGAUAAAAACAUUAGGGCCCUAGAGAAACAAAAAGAAUCCAUUGUCUGCCUAAGAAAUGAGCGAGAUAUGCUCAGAGAAGAGCUGGCAGACCUGAAGGAGACAGUGAACCCUGGAGAGAAACAUGGCUUAGUCAUAAUCCCCGAUGGCACUCCCAACGGUGACGUCAGUCAUGAGCCAGUGGUUGGAGCCAUCACUGUUGUGUCUCAGGAAGCUGCUCAAGUCUUAGAGUCAGCGGGAGAAGGACCACUAGAUGUAAGGCUACGGAAACUUGCUGGAGAAAAGGAAGAGCUGCUGUCACAGGUUAGAAAACUGAAGCUGCAGUUAGAGGAAGAACGACAGAAGGGUUCCAGGAGUGACGGCACAGGGGCUGACCUGGCGGGACUGCACAAUGGCUCCGACUUGCAGUUCAUCGAAAUGCAGAGAGAUGCCAAUAGACAAAUUAGUGAAUACAAGUUUAAGCUUUCAAAAGCAGAACAGGAUAUAACCACCUUGGAGCAAAGUAUUAGCCGGCUUGAGGGGCAGGUGCUGAGAUACAAAACCGCUGCUGAGAAUGCAGAGAAAGUGGAAGAUGAACUAAAAGCAGAGAAAAGGAAGCUGCAACGAGAGUUACGAACAGCCCUGGACAAGAUAGAGGAGAUGGAAAUGACCAACAGCCACCUGGCCAAGAGGCUGGAGAAGAUGAAGGCCAAUCGGACAGCACUUCUGGCCCAGCAGUAGAGCCGUGCUUCUACCUGGGUGCCGCUUAUUAGGGCUCCGCCCAGAGGGACUGACUUUUUGUCCAGUGACACACAUCCCUUCCAGUACUGUUUGUCAUUAAAAUAGCCACCUUUGUAUUUUAUAAUUUAUGAGAGAAUGAAACAGGUUUGAAUCUUCAUGAAUGAACACUUUGGACUUUAUUUGUAGUUUCAUUCUAGACUUAGAAAACUGGUCCAUGCAAUUUUUGUUUUGUAUUUCCAUAGUUUUAGAAUCAAGCUUAUUCACCAUUUUCCUUCAGCUGCCUGGGAUUGGAACUCAGAGGUCCUGCACAGGUUCUGGAGGGCAGUGACUCUGUGAGUGCUCGCUGAGGUAUUUGCUGGAGACCUCAGAAAACAAGUGCCUUCUCCACAGUGCAAUUCAGACGUUCAUGAUGUCCAGUGGUCAAAAGACACUGGCCCCCAGUGUCAGAAAGCAUUUAUAUUUUAGUGAGGACACAAAUUCACAGCAGGGGAAUAUAUGCUCCACUCAAAUUUAUAUGUUUGGAGAAAAUAGCCUCUUUUUGUAAAAUAUUUAAAUUUAUAUAAGAAAAUGUUAGAAAAAGGUAUGAGGAGUGUAUAUAAAAGUUGCUUAAUUGCAUGGGUUAGGAGAAGUCUAAGGCCUACUACUUUUUUCAUGAGUAGAGUCCUGAGUCUUCAACAUCAGCUGUGCUAUAUCUUGUAAAGUAUUUCAUCUGCUGCUUAUUUGUGGAAUGAAACCUCAAAUUAGCCCACGGGGGAGGGAGGGGCAGGGCAGGCAGGUGAAAAGUCUGCCUGCCUGCAGAUUCUAUUAAACACACCCUUUUGCUGUCUA
Molecule: messenger RNA, 3395 nt
Organism: Erinaceus europaeus (western European hedgehog)
Lineage: Eukaryota; Metazoa; Chordata; Mammalia; Eulipotyphla; Erinaceidae
Gene: LRRFIP2
Product: LRR binding FLII interacting protein 2
Exons: 29
Coding region: 333-2567 (744 amino acids)
Biological process (GO): regulation of DNA-templated transcription
Source: RefSeq, a predicted model, not a curated record